Mucor mucedo is the source of this 1265-nucleotide messenger RNA. Its product is annotated as actin family. Gene Ontology annotation, cellular component: Arp2/3 protein complex; actin cortical patch. Gene Ontology annotation, molecular function: actin filament binding. The record is from RefSeq and is a predicted model, not a curated record. NCBI's taxonomy places the organism in Eukaryota, Fungi, Mucoromycota, Mucoromycetes, Mucorales, Mucoraceae. Gene Ontology annotation, biological process: Arp2/3 complex-mediated actin nucleation. The transcript has 7 exons. Bases 57 to 1235 code for a protein of 392 amino acids.
AUUUUUUUCUUCUUAUUAAAAAAUCUUCUUUUUUAAACAAGUAUACAUAUAAAAAGAUGAACGCAUCCAAUACACUUGUUGUAGAUAACGGUACAGGUUUUGUAAAAUGUGGUUAUGCAGGUUCGAAUUUCCCUGAACAUGUGUUCCCAAGUGUGGUAGGACGACCCAUCUUGCGUGCGGAAGAGAAAGUGGGUGACUUAAAGGUCAAGGACAUCAUGGUAGGAGAUGAAGCAGCACAACUUCGAAACAUUCUUCAAAUGUCCUACCCAAUGGAAAACGGCAUCAUUCGUAACUGGGAAGAUAUGCGUCAUUUGUGGAACUACACCUUUGAUGAAAUGUUGAAAAUCGACCCGAGAGACAGCAAGAUUUUGUUGACGGAAGCUCCCAUGAACCCUAAGCAAAACCGUGAAAAGAUGGCCGAAAUCAUGUUUGAAGAGUAUGGCUUUCAGGGUAUUUAUGUCGCUAUUCAAGCCGUUCUCACCCUCUUUGCUCAAGGUUUAAUGUCGGGUGUGGUAGUUGAUUCUGGUGAUGGUGUAACCCAUAUUGUACCCGUAUAUCAAGGCUACGCUCCUGCCAACUUAACUCGUCGUCUUGAUGUCGCAGGUCGUCAUGUCACCCGCUACUUGAUCAAAUUGUUGCUUUUGCGAGGUUAUGCAUUUAACCGUACUGCUGAUUUCGAAACGGUGCGCCAAAUCAAGGAAAAGUUCAGUUACGUCAGUUAUGAUCUUGAGUUGGAUCAAAAGUUGGGUAAUGAGACCACAACAUUAGUUGAAAGUUAUGAACUUCCGGAUGGACGUGUGAUUAAGGUGGGUUCUGAACGUUUUGAAGCUCCCGAAUGUUUAUUCCAACCCAACUUGAUUGAUGUAGAAGCCCCCGGCAUGGCUGAGAUGCUUUUCAAUACGAUUCAAUCCGCUGAUAUUGAUAUCCGUGCUGAUCUUUAUAAACACAUUGUUCUUUCAGGUGGAUCUACCAUGUAUCCUGGCUUACCCAGUCGUUUAGAAAAGGAAAUGAAGCAACUUUACCUUACAAAUGUCCUCAACGGCGAUGCUAGCCGAUUAAACAAAUUCAAAAUCAGAAUUGAAGAUCCUCCUAGACGUAAGCACAUGGUUUAUCUUGGUGGUGCUGUUCUUGCUGAUAUCAUGAAGGAUAAGGAUUCAUGGUGGGUCACAAAGGCGGAAUGGGAAGAAAUGGGUCCUCGUGCAUUGGAAAAGAUGGGUGUGUUAGGAUCCACUUAGGUCUUAUAUUAUUAUUAUUAUUAUUAUUAA